Messenger RNA from Anolis carolinensis (green anole), 3653 nucleotides. RefSeq names its product protein kinase C and casein kinase substrate in neurons 2 (gene pacsin2). Gene Ontology annotation, biological process: regulation of endocytosis; actin cytoskeleton organization; caveola assembly. The record is from RefSeq and is a predicted model, not a curated record. Gene Ontology annotation, cellular component: endosome; plasma membrane; cytoplasm. Gene Ontology annotation, molecular function: protein binding; phospholipid binding. The coding region runs from base 466 to 1914 and encodes 482 amino acids. The transcript is spliced from 13 exons. NCBI's taxonomy places the organism in Eukaryota, Metazoa, Chordata, Lepidosauria, Squamata, Anolidae.
GGGGGAGAGGGAGGCGUUCCUCGGGCGGCCGGAGCCUCACCAGUCACUCGGACACGGCGGAGGAGCAGGAGCAGGGCGGGGCGGUGGGAGUCGCCGGCCGCUCGGUUCUUCUCCUUCUUCCCGGAGAGACGCGUCAGCGCAGCGCCCGCCGAGGUGAAGAGCGAGGAAAGGUCUGAUUCCAAAGAAAGGUUUUUAUCUGACGCCUGAAAGUUGGGAAGGGGGCCAUUCUGAUGUCUUUUAGAAGAGAGUUCCAGAGCCACGGAGCAACCACCGAGAAGGCCCUCCCUCUCGUUUCCACCAACUGUAUUUGCGGCCGUGUUGGGACCGAGAGAAGGGCCUCUCCUGCUGAUCUCACAGCUCGUGCAGGUGCUGGCAAAAGAGGCUGGAAAGUAAAGCUUUGCUGCAGGAGUAAACUUUGAAGAACUUUUCAAAGAUAAGAUACCGGAUUGUGAGUGACACCCUGAGAUGUCUGGCUCAUAUGAUGACUCUGUUGGAGUAGAGGUUUCUAGUGAUAGCUUCUGGGAGGUUGGAAACUAUAAGCGGACAGUGAAACGGAUUGAUGAUGGCUAUAGACUUUGUAGUGAUCUUAUGAACUGUAUUCAUGAGCGGGCGAGGAUAGAAAAGGGCUAUGCUCAGCAGUUAACAGAAUGGGCAAAGAGAUGGAAACAGCUUGUAGAAAAAGGGCCACAAUAUGGAACUGUUGAAAAAGCCUGGCAUGCAUUUAUGUCUGAAGCUGAAAAAGUAAGUGAACUACAUUUAGAAGUAAAAGGUGCCCUAAUGAAUGAGGAUUUUGAAAAGAUAAAGAACUGGCAGAAGGACUCAUUUCACAAGCAAAUGAUUGGUGGAUUUAAGGAAACGAAAGAAGCUGAAGAUGGCUUUAGAAAAGCCCAGAAACCGUGGGCGAAAAAGCUAAAAGAGGUGGAAGCUGCUAAGAAAGCAUAUCAUGCAGCCUGUAAGGAAGAAAAACUUGCUGUAUCCAGAGAAACUAAUAGCAAAGCUGACCCAGCCCUUAAUCCAGAACAGCUAAAGAAACUGCAAGACAAAGUAGAUAAAAGUAAACAGGAUGUGCUUAAGACUAAGGAAAAGUAUGAAAAAUCUCUUAAAGACCUUGACAAUACUACACCUCAGUAUAUGGAAAACAUGGAACAAGUUUUUGAGCAGUGUCAGCAGUUUGAGGAGAAACGGCUCCGUUUUUUCAGAGAAGUGUUAUUGGAAGUUCAAAAACAUCUUGACUUAUCUACUGUUGCAAGUUAUAAAAAUAUCUAUCGUGAAUUGGAGCAGAACAUUAAAGUAGCAGAUGCUAUUGAAGAUUUAAGAUGGUUCAGAGCUAAUCAUGGCCCAGGCAUGUCAAUGAACUGGCCCCAGUUUGAGGACUGGUCUGCUGAUCUGAACCGCACUCUCAGUAGGAGAGAGAAGAAAAAAGCUUCAGAUGGAGUGACUUUGACUGGUAUUAACCAGACAGGAGAUCAGGUUUCACAGCAGAAAAAUAGCAGCAACCUUAGUGUCCCGAGUAACUCAGUGCAGUCAGUACAGUCAAGUUACAAUCCCUUUGAAGAUGAAGAGGAUACUGGAAGUACUGUCAGUGAGAAGGAGGACAAUAAAAUCAAAAAUGUUAGUAGUUAUGAGAAAAGCUAUGGGGCAGAGUGGUCCGAUGAAGAGACAAACAACCCAUUUUCAUCCAAUGAUGCUCAAGGAGAAACUAAUCCAUUUGAUGAAGAGGCUUCACCUACAACAGAAGUGAGAGUGCGGGCACUGUACGAUUAUGAAGGUCAAGAGCAUGAUGAACUCAGCUUUAAGACUGGGGAAGAGCUAACUAAAAUAGAAGAUGAAGAUGAACAAGGCUGGUGCAAAGGUCGCCUGGACAAUGGACAAGUUGGCCUCUAUCCAGCAAACUACGUGGAGCCAAUCCAGUGAUGCAUAUUUAACAGUGCUGCAGUAUCUGUCCUCCAGUGAGAUGCUAGAGGGGAUCUGGUAGAACUGUGUAUGUAUUUCUUUUAAUGCAGCUGAAUGAUGGAUUGAUAACUUUCUUCUCUGGGGAGUCAUCUGAUGAUUGAAGCUGAAAUUGGAAGAUAGGUAACCUAUAUGCAGCACAAACAACAAGACAGGAAAGAAAGUAGUGCAAGCAGGAAAAAAAGAUUUUUAGCAUCUGUUGCCAGUUCAGUUUUAUCAUGGCAUUUGUAUAUUAAGAUUUUGGUGAGUUUAUGCCCCAACCCAGUAUUCUGGUUGGUGGUUUAUUUUGGCUCCUACUUAAAUCAGCUAUUUUAAGUGACCUUCUGUAAUUUGCAAUUUGAUUUUUUUAAAGGAUUGCAAUUUUUGUAUCUAUUCUUAGCAAUAUUUGAAAGAUGCAUUUUUUAUUUAAAGGCUAUUUAGUGUGCCAUUUCUCUAUAUGUGGUUCACUGACAGUUACUACUUAAAUUAUGAUUCAGAUGUAUUCGCCAGUCCACACUGUACUGUUAUCUUUUUCAUGCUGUUGGCAUGCCAUAAUGGUGUAAAUGCCAUAUUGUGCCUGCUGCGGAACAGGGUAUCAGGAUUAUCUGGAUUAUUAAGGUUGAAGUUUCUCUUGUGAAUGCUGUUCAUGCAUUUGGCCACCUGAAAAAUGAUGACUCAAGGAAGAUUUCUAAAAAUAAAAUAUUUAAAUCAUUCCCCUUCAUAUUCUUGUUGACCAACUUAACAUUUUGCAAGUUGUUAAUGAUUUUGUAUGAUUUUGAAAGUUGACCAUAUAUGAAGAUUAUUUUUUCAUGCAAAGAGACUGUAAAAAUAGAUGAGUGCUUUUUAUUGAUAUGCUCUUUUAGUUGUGUAUAUGUAUAUAUAAUUUGAUAUUCAAAUAUUUUAAGAGCAUGUCCUAAUUAGCCUAUUGUCUAUGCAUUAGAUUUCAUGUAAAGUAUUAGCACCAGUAAAUCAAUGUGAGUUUACUAUUAAAUUCUGAUGGAUUUUAGUAAACUACACAAUUUAAAUGACAGACUUACUCAAAUUUGCUUUAUCAGUAGAUAAUUGUUUAGCUGUAAAACAAAUCAACUGCUCAGUCCAUUCCAUUGUGAAUGUAGCACUUUCAGAACAUAACCUGGGCUGUAUUGUACAUUCUUGGGAUCGCUCUAAGGCACUGCAUCCUCGGCACCCUGGAAUGAAACCUAUGUAUUCUAUAAUCCAGACUCCUAAAAAAAGUGAAAAUAAUAGUUAUAUCCUAAGAUUUAUAUUUGUUAAUGAAGUUGUGAAUCCAAAUACAGACUAGCAUUAGCCCCACUGUGGAUUAUUGUAGCAGAACACUGUAAAAUCUUCUACUUAUUUGCAAUUGCGAAUCGGCUAUAAAUCAUAAACAUUUGUAGGCAAAUUGAAUAGCUGGAUUGUGAACAUAUUAGAGCAAGUUGCUUUAUAGAAAACCUAAAUUUUAUUAGGGACCUGCAACACAAUUGAAAUAACCUUUUGACAGUUAAAAUGCUGUAAGUGCUUCCUGGCUAUUCCAUUUGCUUUUGGUGAUUGAAUUAUUUAUUAACAUCUUGAAGUUCAAUUGUACAAGCUUGAAUAUUGGGAUCUCUGUCUUGGUAUUAUUCCAGCAUAAUUCACAGAAAUUGAAGAUUUGGGCAGAAAUAAGUCUGGAAUAUUUUUCUGUAUAGUAUACUAUUUUAAAAAUAAAAUCUUAAACAUAUUGAACACGG